Molecule: messenger RNA, 315 nt
Organism: Paraglomus brasilianum
Lineage: Eukaryota; Fungi; Glomeromycota; Glomeromycetes; Paraglomerales; Paraglomeraceae
Source: the annotation of a GenBank genome assembly
AUGUCCAAAUCUCGCGUUACGCCUGCUCCAUCUCAACCAUCGAUCCUAACCGAGAGUAAAUCACCAGAGCCAUUCCUCGAACCUGAGAUGAUGACACCAAUAUCACCAUCAUCUGGAAACCAACUUGAUAAUGCGGGUACCGCAUCAGCAGCUGUUACGGCUCAAUCCGCUAGACAGCCAAAGAGGUCUUACACCAUUUAUGGAACCCAAGGGGCUUCAACUUCGAGUGUUGAGUUGAGUGGCACAUCAAAUACGUAUUAUCCGAUUGGACAGCAGCAUCAUUUUAUGAGUUCUGAGCACGAACCAUGGGAAUGA